UUACCGGUCGGUGAUAGAGGAAAAAUUUCCCCUAUAUAAAACACGCAUCACUGAUAGCUAUCCAUUAUUAGUUUGAUGCAAUAAUAUUACUGCUUGAAUUAGUAGACCUUCAGGAGACUUUUGCAUUUUUUUUUAAAAAAGCGCAUCAAAAUGCCAGCAGAAAUCAGGCAAGCAAUGAUGGAAUACUGGAAAGAGCAUUCAAAAGAAGGCUCAGUGAAUGAGAUGAUGUUAGACACAUGUGCUGAAGAGCUAACCAAAGAAGAACUUCCAGAGAUUCUGUCUUACUUGCCAGAUUUCACUGGGAAAGUUGUUGUUGAGCUUGGUGCUGGCAUAGGACGCUUUACAGCAGAGCUGGCCAAAAAAGCAGAGAGGGUUGUUGCUGUGGACUUUAUGGAAGACUUUGUUGAAAAGAAUAAGAAGGAAAACUAUCACAUGGGAAACAUUGAAUUUGUUGUUGCUGAUGUUACUAAAAUGGAAAGACCUAAGGAAAGUGUGGAUAUGAUUUUCUCCAACUGGCUCCUAAUGUAUUUGGAAGAUAGGGAGGUGCAAGAUUUGUUUGGUAAAUUGUUGACAUGGUUAAGACCAGGUGGACAUCUAUUUAUCAGGGAAUCAUGCAGGCACCAAUCAGGUGACAAAGAUAGAGGGGUGAACCCAACACAGUACAGACAGCCUGAGCUGUAUGAAGCAUAUUACUCCUCUGUCACCAUUCCUUGUGACAAAAAUAACUUCUAUGGAUUUGAUCUUGUUGUUUCUAAAUCUGUGCACACAUACAUUAAGAGAAAAAAUAACAACAACCAAAUGUUGUGGCUGCUAGAGAAAGCAAAGAAGGAUAACUCUAGAAAUCAUGGCUUCAAGAGUUUCAGAGAGUUUCUUGACAUGCAGCAGUACUCUACAAGAGGUAUUCUCCUGUACGAAAAAAUUUACGGCAGAGCUUUUGUCAGUACAGGUGGCUUAGAAACAACAAAGGAAUUUGUGGAGUUGUUGAAUCUUCAGAAGGGACAAAAAGUUUUGGAUGUUGGUGGUGGUAUUGGCGGCAGUGCAUUUUAUAUGGCAAAGAAUUACAACGUGAAGGUAACCAUCAUAGACCUGUCAUCUAACAUGACCCACAUUGGACUGGACAGAGCCCAGGAAGUGGGCGUUGGUCCUGACCAAGUUGUCUUUGAGGUAGCAGACGCAACAAGGAGAGAGUACCCAGCAGAAUCAUUUGAUGUCAUAUACAGUCGUGAUGUCAUUCUCCACAUUGCCGACAAGCUCGCAUUGUUUAAAAAAUUCUUUAAAUUCUUAAAGCCUGGAGGAAAAGUUCUUAUUUCUGAUUACUGCUGUAGCCCUGAUGAGCAUUGUGAAAAGUUCAAGGCUUAUGUUGAACAGAGAGGCUACAACCUUCUGUCUCCUGCAGCUUAUGGAAAAGUUCUGGAGGAGGCAGGAUUUGUUAAUGUGAGAGCUGAGGACAGAACCCAACAGUUCGCUGACAGUCUGAACACAGAGAUUGCCAGAGCAGAGAGCAUCAAGGACGAAUUUUUAAAUGAAUUUGAUGAAGAGGGAUACAGGUCUAUUGUGGAUGGAUGGAAAGAAAAACAGGAUAGAGUAAGGCUGGGAGACCAACGCUGGGGACUUUUUUAUGCUGAGAAACCUUGAGUACUUUGUAAACACUUGCCAAAAUUUGAGUGAACAACAACAAAAACAAAUCAAUGAAUCAUCGUUAAUAUAAGUUGUUAAAAGCACACAAAAAGUUAAUAACACACAAAAAAUCCAGUGGUUGUAAAUAAAACAUCCUUACAAGUGCCACUAUGUUUUUAUAUUAGAUUGUUUUAGGCACUCCACUAUUGUAUUUGGCAAUCAGCUUUCUACUUGUAUGCAACCCAAUUUGUAUUCUGUCUAUAGACAGCUGCUUUGUGAUGAAUGAAUGCAAGCGUAGUAGGAACAUUUUUGAACUGUGUAACCUUAUAAUUACAUUUCAUAAAAAUCUGAUAAAUGAAAUGCUUGUCUGCAACUGAAAGAAAUAAUAUAUUUGUAAGCAGUGUACAAAAGAUCACGUUAGUAUGUUGUUAGUUGAUUUCUUAAAAUAUAGAACGGGUAUUGUGUCAAAUAUUUUUUUAAAACUCAGGUUCCAUCAUCAUUUGCUCCUGAUGUGUCAUAGCUAGUUCAUUAAUGAAAUUUUUUUUCUAUUUAAAAAGUGUUCAAGAUUAUAUUCUCAUGCUCUGUUCUUGAAGUUUAGCCUGAAUUAUUUGAAAAUACUUCUAUUAAGUAGUAGCUAUUUUUAUAAUACCAAAAAAUGAUAUUUUAAAUAAAAAUAUUGCUGUUUAAGCCAGUCCAUUUAAUGUAGAUGCUAUUCAUUUUUUAAAGGCAUUUAAACUGAUUUAAUAAUCAAACAUUUGUAUUUUAUGUUAAAUACCUGUAGAUAUGUACAUUUAUUAAUAGUAUUUUUAUUGUAAAUUUUUGU
Messenger RNA from Physella acuta, 2440 nucleotides. RefSeq lists its product as uncharacterized. The record is from RefSeq and is a predicted model, not a curated record. Lineage: Eukaryota; Metazoa; Mollusca; Gastropoda; Physidae.